This is a messenger RNA of Thrips palmi, 826 nucleotides long. RefSeq names its product cuticle protein 7-like. Gene Ontology annotation, cellular component: extracellular matrix. NCBI's taxonomy places the organism in Eukaryota, Metazoa, Arthropoda, Insecta, Thysanoptera, Thripidae. The transcript is spliced from 3 exons. The record is from RefSeq and is a predicted model, not a curated record. Bases 47 to 739 code for a protein of 230 amino acids.
AGAGGAAAGGGGAAAAUCGCGUGCUGCGGACUUUUCGCGAAAAACCAUGGCGCUCGUUCAGGCUUUGUGUGUGUUGGCGGUGCUAGGCGUCGUCACGGCCUACCCCGUGGAGUACGGCCACGGCCCAGCGCAGUCCUACGCCUCCAUCAGCAAGCCGACCUCGUCGUCCUACUCGCACGCUCCAUCCUAUUCGCACGCUCCAUCCUAUUCGCACGCUCCAUCCUAUUCGCAGACGACGUCGUACACCUCGUCGCACCCGCCUUCCUACUCGCGAGCGCCGGCGUACUCCCCUGCUCCUUCCUACUCCCCGGCCCCCUCAUACUCCCCUGCUCCCUCAUACUCCCCGGCCCCCUCCUACUCCCCCGCCCCCGCGUACGCCCCAGCGCCGACCUACUCGCACGCGCCGUCCUACUCCAAGCCGGAGCCCUACGACCACCCCAAGUACGACUUCAAGUACGGCGUCCACGACGCGCACACCGGUGACGUCAAGGACCAGUACGAGCACCGCGACGGCGACGUGGUCAAGGGCGAGUACUCGCUGCUGCAGCCCGACGGCACCAAGCGCACCGUGCACUACACCGCCGACGAGUACAACGGCUUCAACGCCGUGGUGACCGUCAGCGGCCACGCCUACCCCGAGCCCGCCAAGUACUCCGCGCCGGCGUACUCGCCGCCCGCGUACCAGGCGCCCGCCCCGCUGUACCACACGGCGCCCACCUACCACGCGCCGUCGUACUGAGCGCCCCGGGCCGAGCCGCCCUCUAGUCCAGCCCCUCCUCGUCCUCUCCAACAAAGCCCUCGCAAUAAACUGUGCCAUCGCCCCGAC